AUGCAGAGGAUACUGCUCACCUUUGAUUCUAAAAAGCUUCCAACUUAUAUGAUGUCCUUACGAAGCUAUCUGACUAAUUAUAGAAUUUUCAUCACAAGAGUUUUUAUCAACACUAAGAUUUGCCCUCUCAUUCCCUACUCUUCAGUUAAAAGGAAAGCAAUUAAAAAUGAGAGCAUUCCAUCUACUACGAGCUCUACCUCUCCACCCUCAGACUUAAUUAGUUGGACAGAGACCCCCAUGCCCCUCCUAUCAAAGGCUACUCAUCUUGAGAAUUCGAUGGAGCAGGAAUUACUUGUCUCCUUCUCCCAUCUGCCAAAAGCCGAACAAACAGAGAUAACGGACAGACUAGAUGAGUUAUUACUCUAUCUCCGCAACUUUGAAGAUCUAGCGCCCACAAAAGAGGCAAAUAUUCCACCUAACUCGGAGCGAAAAAUGGGUCAUGAAUCUCCUCAGGUCACGGCAGAACACACACCCCUACUCUGCCCAUCUGAAAUCCACGCCGAAAUCUCUGUGGCGCCCCUAAUCACAUUACCGGAGACUCAACCAUUCAAUGGUUGCAUCUUCCACGACUCCGGGAAAGCCCUAGAUGCUAUUGAAGAGACAAAAUGA
Molecule: messenger RNA, 609 nt
Organism: Podarcis lilfordi (Lilford's wall lizard)
Lineage: Eukaryota; Metazoa; Chordata; Lepidosauria; Squamata; Lacertidae
Source: the annotation of a GenBank genome assembly